UUAAAUUCCCAAUAUAUAAACGAUUUCAUCACCUACUCCGGCCUCCAUUGACACCGCAAAGAGCUACCAGACUUCAGCAUCUAAAAUCGCCAACAACAAUGAACUCGAAACAAAUUGUCAUCCUGACAUUGGCCAUUGGCUGUGUCGCCGUUGUCAAUGCAGGCUACCGUCAAACGUAUGGCCGUGCCGUCGACGCUAGACAACUAAACCCGGAAGCCCCAGUGACUGAAGGGGUGCGUAAUAACUUCAUCUCUAUUCUUACCCGGGUAGCCAAUGCUUCCGAAAUUGCGGGGACCAACGUCUCUCGAGCUGCCGCUCUUCUUGUUCGUGGCGUCGUAAGGGAAGGAUUCAAUCUGGGAUCUGUCGCCACUUAUCUGCCUCGUCUCCUCUUCUUGGACGGACCCAACCAGUUCAUCGAAACCCUCCGUCUCAUCCGAUCCAACCAACUUCGUCUUCCAAACGACAUGGAUUCUGCCAUUGACACCCUGAUCACUUUCACCGGGUCAGUCCGUGAUUCUGGAAUUACUGGAAAUUUCUCCCCCGUUGUGGAAUUUUUCCCCAAUAUAUUUACUGGAGUAGAGAAAUUCGUCCAGGACUUGUUAUACAACGUUUUCUCUUGGUUGGCCCCCAUCCCCCCAGCUGCUUCACUGGAUCAAGCCAUCAAAGGUCAAGCAGUCCGAAUCGUACCAACCACAUUUGCACCAGUUUAAGAAAUCAAUUUGAGAGGAGGAAUAAUUUGUGUGCUAAAUUAUUAUGAUGAGUUAAAUUAUUUUUAUGGGCUUGAGUGAGGAAUAAAUUCAAAAUUCUAAAUCUA
Molecule: messenger RNA, 814 nt
Organism: Folsomia candida
Lineage: Eukaryota; Metazoa; Arthropoda; Collembola; Entomobryomorpha; Isotomidae
Exons: 4
Coding region: 99-710 (203 amino acids)
Source: RefSeq, a predicted model, not a curated record